AUGGCGGUGCUGCUCAUAAGGAAGACGGCCUCGUUCACCCCUACCAGCGGCUCCUCUCAACGCUACCAUCUCUUCUGCUGCCUCCUCUCCUACCUGGUCGCCCAUCGUAAUGGCCAGCUGAAGCGGGGACUCUGCUCUGUGCCGCUGUACAGCAGCCUACAGAUCGCCCGCGACCUGUUCGACAUUUUUUCCAAGCCACUGAACCUUCGGAGCGACGACGAGCUGCGGAGCGCCGGGCAGAGGCUGACACCAGAAGCCGUGGAGAAUGUUCUGAAGGAUCUGAAGGGAUGGCGGAGGGCGCACGAAUUCUUCCUCUGGUCUUCGCGGCAGGAGAGGUACCGCCACAACUGCUACACGUACAAUGCGAUGGCCUCCAUCCUUUCGCGUGCCAGGCGGAUCGGCCCGCUGAGGUCUCUGGCGAAGGAGGUGGUGGAGAGGCGGUGCCCCAUGACUCCGGGGGCGUUGGGGUUCUUGAUCAGGUGCCUGGGAGAUCAAGGCCUAAUAGAGGAGGCGAACUACCUAGUCGACAACGCGGAAAAGAUGAGCUGCCUGCCUAAUUCAUACACAUAUAACUGUUUGCUUGAGAGCUUGGCGAGAUCGGGGAGGGUGGAUAUGGUGGAAUCCAGGCUUAAUGACAUGUUAGUCAUGGGAAUGCGUAUUGACAAGUACACCAUGACACCAGUCCUGAAAGCAUACUGCAACGCAGGAAAAUUUGAGCGUGCCUUGCUGAUGUUCGACGAAAUUCUUGAAAAAGGGUGGGGUGAUGAAUACGUGUUCACUAUUCUUUUGGUAUCAUUCUGCAAGUGGGGCGAGGUCGACAAGACUUGUGAACUACUGGAGAGAAUGGAGAGUAUGAAGAUGAAACUAAACGAGAGGACCUUCUGCAUAUUGAUACACGGGUUUUUGACGGAGGGAGAGGUGUACAAGGCGCUAGCCUUGUUUGGGAAGAUGAAGGAAUCUGGCUUUGGAGGGGAUCUGGCGAUUUACAGCGGGUUAAUUGGUAGGCUUUGUGAGGGGGGAGAACUUGGGAAAGCUUUAGAAUUUUACCUUGAGAUGAAGGGAAAUAGAAUCCUUCCAGAUGUCCAAUUGGUUUCGAAGAUGGUCUCUGCGUUCUGUGGUGGUGGGGAUUUUAUGACUGCUCAGCAGCUUCUUGAGGUGGAUGGAGAAGAUAUGGACUCCGACAGCCUGGUUCUUCUUUACAAUGCGGUACUAGAGGGGCUUGUUAACCAUGGAGACGUAGAAGGGGCUCACUCUCUGGUUCGAAUGAUGAUGGGGCCUCACGUCCCAGAACGUGAACAGAACAGCUCAACUGAGGCUGUUCAAACUGAUUCAAUCGUAGGUGCGCCAUUCAGCUUAGAGAAAAUGGUCCGACCUAAUGCUGAUUCUCUUGGUAUAGUGGUUUGUGGGCUGUGCAAGGUUGAGAAGCUGGACAUGGCCCUUCAGCUCAUAAACGAUAUGUCCACAGGUGGUUAUACUGGGACUCUUCUCAUGUAUAAUAAUCUGAUUAAUGAGCUUUGUAAUGUUAGUAAAUUGGAUGAGAGCUUAGAACUCCUAGGGAAAAUGCCAGACUUUGGUGUUGAGCCUACGCAAUUUACUCACAAUUCAAUAUUUGGCUGCCUCUGCAAGAGAGAGGAAGCACAAGCUGCUGCUGAUUUUCUAAAGGUAAUGAGGAAAUAUGGUCAUGUCCCAUGGAUAAAGCACUGUACCCUGCUGGUGCAGCAGCUCUGUAAGCAUGGAAGAGUAGAGGAAGCAUGCAAGUUUCUGGAUGACAUGGUUGAAGUGGGAUUUGUGCCUGAUAUGAUUACAUACUCUGCAGCUAUUCAUGGGCUCUGUAGUAUUGGGAAUAUGGACAGAGCACUAGAAAUUUUCCGCAAAGUGUCUAUAGAGUGGUAUCUUCCUGAUGUGGUUGCCCAUAAUAUCAUAAUCAAUGGAUUCUGUAAUGCUGGCAGACUGGUAGAGGCCCAAGAAAUUCUGAAAGAGAUGCUAGAAAAGGGAUUGGUGCCUUCUGUUGUCACCUACAACUUGAUGAUGAAUGCGUGGUGCAAGGAGGACAACAUUGAUGCUGCGCUGCUGUGUUUCUCUGAUGUUGUCGAUGAUGCAUCGAGGUCGCCCACAGUGGUCACCUUUACGAUUUUAAUUAAUGGCCUUCUCAGUGCUAGAAGACCUGAUGAUGCUCUUGCAUAUUGGAUGAAGAUGAAGGAGAAAGGAUGCACUCCAAAUAAAAUAUCAUACAGCGCACUCAUUCAUGGACUCUGCAAAUGUGGGAUUGAAGAUACUGCUUUGGCAUAUUUCAACGAGAUGUGUGAGAAGGAAAUCGAGCCUGACAUCUCUGUUUACAUUGUGUUGCUCAAUGGUUUGGCUUCAAAUGGAAACACAGUUGAGGCUCUUACAGUUUUGAAUAAGAUGGUCCAAAAGUUUGAGUUUUCUAGUCCCGUGGGUAAGAACUAUGAACUUCUGAGAGACGCACUGCAGAUAUUGUACAGAGAUAGACACACAUCUUCCGACUUAGCCAGAGUAAUUGAUGAGGGUAGAAUACCCGUGUUCCAGAGUUUAGAUAUUAUAGUGGGGAGUGUGAAGGAUUCAUGA
Molecule: messenger RNA, 2586 nt
Organism: Spirodela intermedia
Lineage: Eukaryota; Viridiplantae; Streptophyta; Magnoliopsida; Alismatales; Araceae
Source: the annotation of a GenBank genome assembly